This is a messenger RNA of Lytechinus variegatus (green sea urchin), 4045 nucleotides long. RefSeq names its product lysosomal cobalamin transporter ABCD4-like (gene abcd4). NCBI's taxonomy places the organism in Eukaryota, Metazoa, Echinodermata, Echinoidea, Temnopleuroida, Toxopneustidae. The record is from RefSeq and is a predicted model, not a curated record. The transcript has 13 exons. The coding region runs from base 65 to 2002 and encodes 645 amino acids. Gene Ontology annotation, cellular component: peroxisomal membrane. Gene Ontology annotation, molecular function: ATP hydrolysis activity; ABC-type transporter activity; ATP binding. Gene Ontology annotation, biological process: long-chain fatty acid import into peroxisome; fatty acid beta-oxidation; very long-chain fatty acid catabolic process.
AAAAGCGCAGUGCUUGUGCAUCGCAGGAAGGUCCCGAGGAAAGUCGUUAAAUGCUGCUAUAAGAAUGUCAACAGUGUCGAAGAGGUACAAGCUAGAUAUGGAAUUUCUAAAGAGACUUGGCCACCUUCUGCCAGUCCUGUUCCUCUCAUGGAAGUCUGCUCAGACAAUCCUAUUUUUCUUGCUUCUUCUGAUAGCAGGUGGAGAACAAGGUGCAGCUUACUUUGUAGGCUUGAUCCCCAGUCAAUUUUAUGUGGUUCUACCUGCCCAGGACUGGCCUGGUUUCAUUACAACUCUAUGGCAAUCUCUGCUCUUCAUUAUGCUUAUUUCCCUGAUAAAGAGUGCGAAGACUUAUAUCAGCAAACUGCUGUAUGUUAGAUGGAGGGAAGCCCUCACCACACAUCUCCAUAAAUUCUACUUCAAGGCUUUCAGUUACUACAAACUCAACGUUUUGCAGACAGGAAACGUUGAUAACACAGAUCAGAGGAUAACUCAGGAUGUGGAGAGAUUAUGUAAUCAACUGAGUCUGGUCGUACCAACACUGAUCGUGUCACCAUUCACUAUUGCUACCUACACUUAUCUCACAUAUGAAAUUACUGGUUACCUGGGACCUCUGGUUAUCUAUUGUUAUUUCAUCAUCGGAAGUGUCAUCAAUAAAUUCAUCAUGUCGCCAGUGGUGAAUCUAACUUAUCAGCAGGAAAAACAAGAAGGGAUAUUUAGAUUCAAGCAUGCUCAGCUUCGAGCCAAUUCAGAAUCAGUAGCCUUCUACUCGGCUGGUGAUGUGGAGAAGGACAACGCUGACCGCAAGCUCUUCAGACUUCUUGAUGUCCAGCUUACUCUGACCAACUGGGAGUUCUGGCUCAAUGUUGCCAUAAAUCUGUUUGAUUACAUUGGCAGUAUUCUGAGCUAUGUGAUAAUUGCUAUACCGAUAUUUGCUGGAGUAUACAAUGGGCUCCCUGCAUCAGAGAUAUCAAGUCUUAUCAGUGCUUAUUCCUUCCAGACCAUGUACCUGAUAAGCUGUUUCUCCAAGUUGAUUGAUCUCUCUACCAAGAUCUCUGAUAUAGGGGGCUAUACUCACAGGAUUGGAGAGCUCCUCGAAAGCUUGGAAAAGCUGUCACCCGAUACCCAAACCCCCUCUGAAACAGGGGGACCAUCGGGCAAUGUCCCUCGUCUUGGUUCCAAUAACGACCUGACCCCCUUGACCUCUGACACCCAGUUCCUGAUCUCCGAGACCGAGAUGGAUAGGGAGUACCUAUCGGAGGAUUCAAGAGAGGAGGUGGCCAGAGGAAGAGAAGAGGAUGAAGAAGAGGUUAGCAGCGUGGACAGUCUGAUUGCUUUCCAAUUGGACCAGGUCGCCGUGGCAACCCCAUCCAAGGAUGAAAUCCUCAUUAAAGAUUUAAACUUAGAGGUGGUAGAAGGACGCAACAUCCUGAUCACAGGGGCAACGGGUAGCGGUAAAACGUCACUUCUCCGUGUUCUCCAUGGCCUGUGGCCGGUCAUAAGUGGUACGGUGGAGCAGAGAGGCGUGCGGCCAUCGGACAUCAUGUUCCUCCCGCAGAAGGCUUACCUGACGGAUGGAACGCUCAUGGACCAGAUAACCUACCCUUCUCGAAAUCCUACAAGGCUCUCGAGAAGUAUACUGGAAGAGGACCCGGAUCCGUGCGAGAUCCUGGACCAAGUAGGCUUAGAGGGCCUGGUCCAACGCUGUGAAGGACUAGAUACACUGGUCUCGUGGAAUUGGUACGAUGUAUUGACCCCUGGUGAGGCUCAGUGCCUGGCGUUCGCAAGACUGCUUUACCAGAGACCAAGGUUUGCUUUGCUGGAUGAAGCAACCAGUGCUGUACCAAGCGAAAAAGAAGCCCAGCUUUACGCCCUCUGUCGAGCAGCGAAGAUGACCCUGAUCAGCGUUGGCCAUCAUGUCACUCUCAAGCGCUUCCACGAUGCCGAGCUCAUCAUAGACGGCCAAGGAGGCUGGACGUUGGUGGACAUCUCUCAUAUAGAAUAGUCGACGUCAAAGAGCCUUUGUUUGGUAUGAAAUUACAUUCGUGCAGUGGUAAUUGUCAUUGAAAUUGACAAUCUUAUAAAGGUAUAGUGUAAUAAAAAUAAUGAUGAAGAAGAUAUAGAAUGAGUUAAUAUUUACCAUAUAUAUUUAUGAAUUCUAUGCAAAAUUUACGUAGAGUAUUGAGAGAUUAUGCAUCCAGGUGUAUGUUCAAAGGAGAUGCUAUCUUUUGAACAGUAAAUGAAAUUGAAAGUACUAAGAUAAAUCUUCCAUACAUAUAUAUUUUUGUAUAAUUUUAUUUUCUUGCCACAGUGAUUUUUUCAUUUCAUGAACCUGCUGUAUGCCCAAUCAUAUCAUUAGAUAAGCAAGCUAUAUGUGUGUGACAUUAUGUGUGUACAAAGAUUUGGAUACUAUGUGCUCUUAUAUUGUACCCUGCUAUUAACAUGCUAAAGUUGAUAAUUUGAAAAAAUUAAAUGUUAUUUUAAAGAAAUUUAAGAUUCAGGAAGAUGUAAACACAGAGUAAAAUGAAGUUCAUGCCAGCAAAAUAAAAAGGGAAAACAUCAAUUUCCAAACACUUCAGCAAUUCAUCAUAUUUAAGUAGGCCAGAUUAUGUGAAAUAGUGGGGGGAGGGGGGCAUAUAUGGCCUUCCUCAGCUCUAGGCUGUUGAUCAUGUGAUCGUGGUGAAAAUUGUCGCCAACGUUAUCUCCAAACUAGCAUCCCAUAAUGUUGAGUUAUUUAGUGAGAUCUUUCCCCAAAAAAUAAAUGAGGCCAAGCUGGUUGAACUUGAAAGAAGUCAUUACUUUUGCUUCUCCCAGUGCCAAGAGAUCAAAUGCUUCUGACCAGUGUUGAAAUGCGAUUCUGGGAAACUCUCCUUGAUCCUGUCAUUGGCUAGGGCUACUAAUGCAUCCCGUUGUCACACUGUUAUUUCAAGCAUUUUUAGUGUCAAAUUCCAUCUAGUGUCUAUAUCUCUUUGUAAUUUGAUUGAUUGAGUGAUUUUAUUUCUCAUGAUAAAAAACAAUACAAAAUAAAAAGUUAAUAUUUGAAUUACAUAGUGAACAGGUAUAUGAAUUUGAGAUUAUAAAAUUUAUAAGAGAAAUAUGGGGAAAAACCAAAAAGCUACAAGGAGCUUGAAAGGGGUUAUUCCCAGUUGAAAAGUACGUUUGUGGAAAUACAUAUACAUAACUUGAUAAAAUAACAUACAAAUAAAGCAUAAAUAAACUUAGCUGUAACUUGCCCAAGAGAAAUCCUAAACACCCCCCCCCCCCUUACAUGAACAAAAUUUACCUAUCUUCCGACUAAUAUGAAGCUAAAAUUUGAUUGUUUAAUUUCCUUUUGAAUGCCGAUAAAAAUGAGUAUUGCUUGAUCUCACUGGGAAGUGAAUGCCAGACGUCGGGACCCCUGAGUCUUAUUGAUUUAGAUGUUAAAAAAAUUCGUGGAUUUACUGAAUGGUAAUUUUCUGAGCCUCUUGCGUUAUACGAAUGAAUCUAAUAAUUACAUAUAAACAUAGAAUUGAAUUGGGAAGGCAAUAUUUUAUUUUUCAAUCUAAACAUGAAAAGUGCUAUCUGGAUGGAAUUUAUAUCCGCAACUUUUAGUAAUCCAAGCCCUUUAAAAAUUGGGUCGGUGUGGGCUAGAUAGUGAAACCCUGAUGGUCAGUUCAUUGGUGUAGUGCAAUGCUAGAAUUUUGUCAAGGUACGUUCGCACAGGCCACAAGUUAGUCACCUUGGAAACAAGUGUCUGCAUCACAGAUUCUGUAUCAAACGUCAAAUUCAGGCAGUGUGCAAUGCAGGGCACCCAGCCUUGGUUUAAGUCUCUUGUCACGUCAGUAAGGCAUCGUCUGACGUUGACUCCAUUAUCGCUGACGCAUAACGGCUUGGCGGGAGGCAGAGACUUUUGUCUUUGGAUAGAGUUAAGGAUGACUUUUUGUAUUUCAGGGUUUCCAUAAUGAAAAUUAAUUGCUACAAUUUGAUUGAAAAAAAUUAAACAUUACACAAUACAUAAGAGCAAUUAAGAAAAUUGAAUAAUAAUAAUAAUAGCCAAUUUUUAUAAAGC